Molecule: messenger RNA, 417 nt
Organism: Anopheles funestus (African malaria mosquito)
Lineage: Eukaryota; Metazoa; Arthropoda; Insecta; Diptera; Culicidae
Product: ctenidin-1-like
Exons: 3
Coding region: 1-417 (138 amino acids)
Source: RefSeq, a predicted model, not a curated record
AUGGAGGCGGUGGUGAAGGAGGCAACGUCACUGGAGGCUGAUUAUGGAGGUGAUGGUGAAGGAGGCAAUGAUUAUGUAGGCGUUGGUGAUAGAGGCAAUGAUUAUGGAGGCGUUGGUGAAGGAGGCAAUGAUUAUGGAGACGGUGGUCAAGGAGGCAAUGAUUAUGGAGGCGGUGGUCAAGGAGGCAAUGAUUAUGGAGACGGUGGUCAAGGAGGCAAUGAUUAUGGAGGCGGUGGUCAAGGAGGCAAUGAUUAUGGCGGCGUUGAUUACGGAGGCGGUGAAUAUGAAGGAGGUGACUAUGGGGGCGGUGAUGAAGGUGGCGGUGAUAAUGGAGGCGGUGGUGAAGGAGGCGGUGACUAUGGCGGCGGUGAUUAUGGAGGCGGUGAUUAUGGCGGCGGUGAUGAUGGUUGGCGGUGA